AGAGGUUUUGGAAAAUUUUCCCCUGCACGCGUUUCGACAAAACCGUCGGCCUUCUCUCCCCUUUUAGCCGACCGAACCCUAGCUUUUAUUUCUCUGGCUUAACAAAUUUGCCCCCAAAAACCAAGCUUUCUCGUUUAUUUUCCAUCGAAAAAAUUUCCCUUCAGACUCAAUCAAUGGAGAAGCCUUCAUACAUGAGGUUCAAAGGCAGUCGCCAUUUCAGACAGCGUCUCCUCCUCUCGACUCUCUCUCAUCGAUCGAUCAUCGUCGAAGAGAUUCGAUCAAACGAGACCCCGCCAGGGCUCAGGUCCUACGAAAUCUCGCUGCUCCGCCUCAUCGAGAAGAUCUCCGAUGACUGCAAGGUCGAAAUCAAUGAAACCGGGACGAAGCUGAAGUACAAGCCUGGAGUUUUGAUGGGAGGGAGGAAUUUGGUGCAUGAUUGCGGUGUUGGUCGAUCCAUUGGUUACUUUCUGGAGCCUCUUGUAGUUCUUGGGCUAAGAGGGAAGAAACCCCUCUCUAUUAGGCUUAAAGGUAUUUUCUACAGACUCACGUUAGAUCUUGCUAACACAUCAACAACAUGAAGGACAUUCAAUCAAUAAAAAAGUAGUGGAAUUAUAACUUUGUUCUGCCACGUUACUAGCAUGCAGCAAGAUUUAACGACAUCUCAACUAAAAGACUAAUGAUGAAGGCGACGUUGCAAACCCCAACUGCCUGUUGAUUUUUACUAAAUGAUGGGUGGAGGCAUGCUAGAUGAUUGGGAAUUGACUCCUUCGACAAACAUUGUUUUGCUUGGGAAAGCUGGUAAUGGUAAAAGUGCAACUGGGAACAGUAUUCUUGGUAGGGAGCUAUUCGUAUCAGAUUUCAGUCUGUCGGGCAUAACAAGUACUUGUGAGCUGCAAAGUACCAUUUUAAAAGAUGGGCACAUUAUUAAUGUUAUUGACACUCCAGGACUAUUUGACUUCUCUCCUGGGUCUGGGUCCGCUGGUAAAGAGAUAGUCAACUGCAUAAACUUGACCAAGGAAGGGAUUCAUGCUUUACUUAUGGUUUUUUCUGUUACGUGUCGAUUUACUAGAGACGAAGAGGCUGCAAUUCAAAGUAUGAAAUCAUUUUUUGGUGACAGAAUUGUGGACCACAUGAUUGUAGUGUUUACGGGUGGAGAUGUUCUUGAAGCUAAAGGGAAGACUUUGAAGGAUUUUAUUAGCCGUGGAUGUCCUGAGCCUGUGAAGAAUAUUCUCCAAUUGUGUAAAAACAGAGUGAUGCUCUUUAAUAAUAGUACGCAGGACGUGGACAGACGAGCAAUCCAGCUGAAACAACUACUUUCUCUAGUGGAUUUGAUUGCAGCAGAUAAUGGUGGGAAGCCAUUUUCUGAUGACAUUUUCGAACAACUUAAGAGCCUGGAGAAUAAAGAGAAAGAGAUUGAUGCUAUGAAAGGAAUCCAAGGAUACUCAGAGCAAGAUAUAGCUGAGUUGAAGGAGCAAUUGCACAAAUCUCAUGAAGACCAGCUCAGACAAGUAGUUGAGACGAUUGAGAGGAAGCUAGAUGAAGCUAUCAACAAACUAGAGAAACAGUUGGCUGAAGAGCAAGCAGCAAGACUUGAAGCAGAAAAAGUUGCAAGAGAGGCGAGACAGAGAUCAGAGCAAGAGAUAACUAACCUGAGGGAGAGAUCAGAGGAAAAGAUCAAUAUCCUGCGGAAGAGCUCAGAACAAGAGAUCAAUAAUCCAAGGGAGCAACUGAGAAGGGCUCAGGAGGAGAGUCAGGAGUUCCGCAAGAAAGCCGAAGGCGCCAAAUGUAAUAUCCUUUAAAUAACAUAACAUAGCAAAUUAUUAGAAUAAAAACAGAGAGUAACGACAGACGAGGUUAAGUUUUUAUUUAUGCUUUUGUGUGAAAAGUUGGUUGAUAUGAACCUCUCUGUGAAUUCGUAGUUUAUAUGUGAAACUAAUUAUAAAGUUUAGUAGCAAGCUUGUGAUUGA
Asparagus officinalis (garden asparagus) is the source of this 1967-nucleotide messenger RNA. RefSeq names its product immune-associated nucleotide-binding protein 9-like. Gene Ontology annotation, molecular function: GTP binding. The coding region runs from base 726 to 1799 and encodes 357 amino acids. The record is from RefSeq and is a predicted model, not a curated record. The transcript has 9 exons. Lineage: Eukaryota; Viridiplantae; Streptophyta; Magnoliopsida; Asparagales; Asparagaceae.